GUAACUGAGACGUGAUGGCAACUACUGGGAAUCAUGGACUGUGAUAGUGUGGCCAUUGAAGUUGAAACUUUGCUCCAAUAAAAGACUGUUGCAGCUGAUGGCUUUUCCUUGAUAUCCCAGUACAUUUCAACUUCAUCGCCAUGGGUGUGCAAGAGGACCUCAACGCCCUCAAGAAACAGAGGGGAAUUGCUAAAGGAAAGUUCACCAGGAAGGUAACUCUAUGUAAAGAAGGAAUAGACAGAGGUGAUGAUCUAUUUGUGUUGAAGACUAACUAUGAGGAAGUAAUAGAAGCAUUUAAGUGUUUAGAGUGUAAGAAUGAUGAACUGAUACAAUUUAUAUCUGAUAAUGAGGAUAAAUUAGAAAAUAAAAACCUGGAAGAAGAGGCUGAACAAUAUAUUUUAGAUAGUGAAAGAUUAAAGAAUGAACUGUGUGCUAAGAUAUUCAUGACAAAGAGUGAGGAGAAGGCAACAGACAAACCAAAGGUUAAGGUAAAGAGAUUUGAACCUCCCAAGUUUGAAGGUAAUUUAAGAGAAUAUCCUACAUUUAAAGAGGAUUAUAAGAACUUGGUUCAGAGUGAAUAUGGUACUGAUCCAUAUGCACUCAAAAUGUGUUUAGGUGGGGAGGCACUCCAGACAGUAAAGGGCUCGGAAGGUAAUUACAAUGAAAUGUUUAAGCGGUUGGAUGACAAAUUUGGUAACCCAAGGAAAAUUGUAGACUUGGUGAUAAGUGAUCUCAAAUCUCUGAGGAAGAUAUCAGAUGGUGAUACUAAAGGGUUUAUUAAAAUGGUUGAUCAGGUUGAACAAUGUUGGUUAGAUUUAAAAAGGGUAAAUCUAUCUGAUGAACUCAACACAGCUAAUGUUGUUAGCCAUAUUGAGAAAAUUCUGCCUUCACUACAAAAGAGAGAAUGGGUAAUUAAAGCAAGUGAUAUCUCGGUCACUGGUGAAUUGUUUUCUGAGCUGUUGGGUUUCUUGCAGAAAGAAAGGAAGGUUUUAGAGUAUAUGAAUUCAAAUGUAAGAACUAGUACUAGUGAUUGUAGAGCAACAGUACAUCAUGUUGAAAAUGUGGUCGAAAACAAUUCGGAGUCAGAGUUGGUUAAGCUGAUGAGAAAAUUGAAUGAAGAACAACAGAGCAAGAAUAGAGAAUUUGAGUCAUGCAUUGUAAAGUUGAAUGAAAUGAUAAAGGGUAUUAAAUACAAGGAGAACAAUAUAAGUAUAGGUUGUUUAUUACACAAUUCAGAGAGUCAUGAUAUAACAAAUUGUUUAAAGUUCAAGGACUGUAAUAGCAAAGAAAGAUUUGAUGUGAUUAAGAGGAAUGGUAUAUGUUUUAGGUGUUUAAAGGGAUAUCAUUCAGCACGUGGGUGUAAUGUAGGCAAAUUGUGUGAUGUAGUCAUUGAAGGCCAAGGAUCAUGUAAUCAGAAUCAUCAUCCACUUUUGCAUCAAGACAGAAUAGAAAGCAGUUCUCACAAUGCAGUAAUGGAGAAGAGAGGCAAAGCUUUGUUGAAUAUUAGUACGGUGCAUAGUAAAAAUCUGCCCAUCACUAUAUUGUGGGAUCCGGGUUCAGAUACUUCUUUAAUUACUCAUAGGAUGGCCAAGAAGUUAGGAUUGAGUGGAAAGGAUGUAAAAUUAUCUCUGGUCAAGGUAGGCAACACGAUUGAAUAUCAAUCAAGUAAAACAUACUGUGUACCAUUAACUGAUAAGAAUGGUAAAGUUUGGAAUGUGGAUGCUGUCGGUAUGAAUGAAAUAUCUUCCAAAAUCAAAAGGAUUGAUUUAUCCAGAUUACCUGAACUUUUGUAA
Molecule: messenger RNA, 1793 nt
Organism: Penaeus chinensis
Lineage: Eukaryota; Metazoa; Arthropoda; Malacostraca; Decapoda; Penaeidae
Exons: 2
Coding region: 141-1793 (550 amino acids)
Source: RefSeq, a predicted model, not a curated record